Molecule: messenger RNA, 2583 nt
Organism: Macrosiphum euphorbiae (potato aphid)
Lineage: Eukaryota; Metazoa; Arthropoda; Insecta; Hemiptera; Aphididae
Source: the annotation of a GenBank genome assembly
AUGGCCGACGGUCAAACGGGUCAGGAUGAUGUCGGUAACCACGAGGGUUGGUCAUCUAGCCGUUUAAGAAGCGGAUCGCAGGCUACAGUGCAGCCACCAGUACAGUCUACGGAGCAGCUAAAUACGCAGCCAACAACAAGCAUGUUACCACAAAGUUCUAACCAACCGUCCGGGAGUGUAACCACCGCCAGUGAUAGUGGAAUGCAAAAUGCAUUGUCAGCGCUGAUAGAGCAGAACCGAUUGUUGUUAUCGCGGAUAUUGCGUAAUGAAGACAAUAACAACAUAAACAACGAUAACAUACAAGCGCGGUCAACCUCCAACAACGGCUAUUACGUCAUGCCAGAUUUUAAUAAUUCGAUUAAUAUUUUUUCUGGUCGUGAAUCCAAUACAGAUGCGAGAGCAUGGUUGAAAUCAGUCGAAGGUGUAGCAAAAUUGCAUAAUUGGCCAGACAGUUUUAAAUUAGAAAUAGUACGUACAAAAUUGGAUGGUCCGUCCCAAAAUUGGUACAUUGGUCGUACAUUUUCAAGUUGGGGAAGUUUUGUCGACCAGUUUAAUAAUACAUUUGUGGGAAACGAGUCGUGCACAGUUGAUCGUAUAAGAAUUAUGUCAAACCGCGUUCAAGCCAAGGGCGAGUGCGUCAUAGAAUAUUUUCACCACAAAGCGCGCCUCUGCCGUGAAAUUUCGUUACCAUUUAACGAGACUAAACAACAGAUAGUUGAAGGUGUUUAUUCUCACGAUUUAUGUAACUAUUUGAUAGCGCGCACACAUUUAAGUGAAGACGAAUUAUUGGCUGAUAUAAAUUCUUACAAUAAUCUGAGAAAUGCCAGGACCAGUCGAAUUCGAUCGACCGAGCCUGUGAAGACAACUCAAAGUCAUACCGGCAAUCGAAAAGCCAGUUCUGACAAUCGCGAUAAAGAUCGAAAUACGGUACAACGUUCCACUAUUGAUUCAAGAAGUAAGCCAACAAGGGAUAUGUCGAAUGUCACGUGUUAUAGCUGUGGAAAAAUCGGACAUCUGGCGUCUUCGUGUCCAACAAGAACCUGUCAUAGCUGUAAAUCAACGGGUCAUUCAGCGCGGUACUGUCCAAGUCGCCAAGGUGAGCGUCAAGACAACAACGGUGGUGAGCAUGUUUCUGUUUUAGAACGGUCCCCCACACCUAUUGUACCCCCAUAUAUGUUAGAUGUUAGCAUUAAGUUCCCCAAUGGUGAGUCUAUCGAUGCACAAGCUUUAGUAGAUACGGGUAGCCCGGUUAGUCUCAUUAAAUCGACAGUUGUCCCAUUCGUGUCUGGGUUCAUGCCUCCAAAAUCGGAUUUAGUAGGUAUUAAUGGUUCUAAAUUAAACAUUGUAGAUCAAUUUGAUGCGGAUAUUUUCCAUGCCGACCUUGAUGCCCCGAUUAAUAUAUGUUUUCACGUGGUGCCUAGCAAUGCCAUGAGGAAUGAUUGCCUAUUGGGUCGUAAUUUUUUAUCUCACCCUAGAGUAAAUUUGAAUGUGUCGGAUGGUCGUUUUGAAGUAAGCUUUAAAAAAAUUGAUAAUAUACCAUUUGCUGAAAUUUUAUCUGUUAAUUACACUGAUCAUAAUAGCGAUGAUGCUGACAUUAGUUUGAAUAUUGAGGAUACUCUGUCGGAUGAUAUUAAAACAAAAAUUAAAAAAAUAUAUGACGAGUCCUAUGUUAAUCACGAAAGUGUCAUUAGUACGACUGACAAUUAUCGUCCAGAAAUACGCAUUAUACUAAAAAAUGACAAACAGUUUUAUUUUCGCCCCCGGCGCUUGUCUUUUUUUGAAAAAGACUGUCUACAAAAAAUGUUAGAUAAUAUGUUGAAUAAAGGUAUUAUUCGGCGAAGUAGUUCCGAAUACAGUAGCCCCAUAGUCCUGGUAAAGAAAAAAAACGGAGAGUUAAGAAUGUGUGUUGAUUACCGCGAACUAAAUAAAUACGUAAUAAAAGACCGAUAUCCACUGCCGUUAAUAGACGACAAUUUAGAUUUAUUGCGCGGAAAAAAAUAUUUUACAUGCUUAGAUCUGAAGGAUGGGUUCCACCAUGUAUAUGUCGCUAAUGACUCUAUUAAAUUUACAUCUUUUACGACACCGUUAGGACAGUUCGAAUUUUUAAAAAUGCCUUUUGGGUUAGCCAAUGGACCAGCAUGUUUUAGUCGUUUUAUACAAAAUGUUUUUGACGAAUUUAUUCGCAAAAAUGAAGUUGUAGUAUACUUCGACGACAUUAUGUUAGCCACGGAAACCGUUGAAGAGCAUCUAGAGCUCCUAUCGAGAGUGUUAAAGGUAAUGAAAAAUAGACAGUUAGAGAUCCGCCCCGACAAGAGUAAAUUUUUGAAACGUGAGGUACUCUACCUAGGGUACUGUGUAAACCAAUACGGUAUUAAGCCAAAUCCAAAAAACGUUUCGAUUAUUGAAAACUAUCCUGUACCACAAAAUAAUAAAGAACUACAGAGUUUCAUUGGUUUAUCAUCAUAUUUUCGACGUUUCAUCCCGAACUUUGCAAUUAUUGCCAAACCACUUUAUAAUUUACUAAAAAAAAAAUAUUUCAUACGAGUUCGGAGAGGAACAAAUGAGGUCGUUCGAUUCCAUUAA